AAUCACAUUGACAGUUACACACUCCUCACCCUCAAACACCAAACAUUCAGAUGUGGCCAACAUGAAGCUUUCUAUCGCUGCACUUGUUGCACUGAGUUGCAUCUAUUGGGAGGUCUCUGGAAAGCUGGUGGAGGUGGUGGUCAGGCUUGGAGAUAAUGCAACCCUACACUGUGACUGCGAGUUUAUCAUGGCACAGGAAAUUCGAUGGGUCAAGAUCUGGUCUCCACAAAUCCAACAACCUCUGAUCAUCUCUGCAUACAGUAGCCUAUUAGAACCCAUUCCUCGAUUCUCUAUGUCCUGGAACAAUACUUCAAAAUCCUAUGACUUAGUGAUCGAGAACAUCACUGAAGCAGACCUUGGUCUCUACUAUUGCUCAAGGGUAGAGAAGACGACGAUGGAAGAGGAGGGAAAAAUCUUAGAGAAAGAUUGGUACCACACUGGGGAUACUGUCAUAAAUCUCACAUACAGAUCACCUGGUAAGCUUGUUUCACACUGCAAACAUUGUUAAAAAAAAAUAAAUAAAUAAAUAAAAAAAUAAAAAGGACCACUGAAUAAUUCUACUAAAGCAAAAAAUUAACAUAGCCUACUGAAAGAAGAAGUUUGGUCCUAAAAAGUGAGAAUUUGAAAUGUUUAAAAUGCUUAAAUAAAUGUGUUUACUUUAUAAUUACUUUUUAGCCAGCAAAGAUGGUAUUAUCAUUUCCAUCUCUUGCACUUCUGAGAUCUGAGAUCAUGCUCUACCUCAAACAGUAGAGCUUGGCGCUAGCAUCACUAAGGUCAUGGGUUCGAUUUCCAGAGAAUGCAUGAAUGGUAAAAUGUGUACCUUAAAUGCAAUGUAAAUCGCUUUGGAUAAAACUGCCUGCCCAACGCAUGAA
Molecule: messenger RNA, 872 nt
Organism: Megalobrama amblycephala (Wuchang bream)
Lineage: Eukaryota; Metazoa; Chordata; Actinopteri; Cypriniformes; Xenocyprididae
Product: tyrosine-protein phosphatase non-receptor type substrate 1-like
Exons: 2
Coding region: 62-508 (148 amino acids)
Source: RefSeq, a predicted model, not a curated record